ACCUUAUUAAGGGUUGGUGUUCUCCUGAUGGCCAUUAUUGGUGUGGCGCUAGAUGAUUUUGCUGUAUUUGCUAUUCGUCUGCUGUGUUGUGAAGUGCUAUGAGCCUCUCUCUGCACAAUCUUUAGCUCGGCUGUCGAGUUUGAACUUAGGGUGCGGUCUGUCGUUGGACCCUGACGAUUCCAACAACCAUUUUGUCCAUUUGAACAAGACCCGGGUUCCAGGUUCGAAGGGCUCUUUAGAGGUCCGGGAAUAUAUCAAGGAUCAUUUUGAUGAGUUGAACAAGGAAGGGGAAGUGUGGCUGAUCGAGGAGGACAACUUUGUCGAAAAGGGUUACAACUUCUCCAACAUUGUUGUACAGACUGCUUGUGCGGAUGCGAGAGACAAGUUGGUCGUUGCUGCCCAUUAUGACACCCUAAUAAAACCUGAGGGGUUCAUAGGUGCCAUUGACUCUGCGGUUUCGUGUGGGAUCAUGCUCGAUAUCUCUAGAGCCCUCAACGGGCUACUACGAUCACACCUUGAUGAGAUGGAUAUGGGACUAGCGUUCAUAUUCUUCGAUGGAGAAGAGGCCUUUGAGAAGUGGUCCGCCACUGAUUCGAUCUAUGGUGCUCGUCACCUACACUCUAAGUGGAUGAAAUCAGCAGAAUUGGCUACCAUUGACCUUUUCGUCCUGCUUGAUCUUUUAGGCGGUGAGCUCAACUACGUUCCAAGCUACUUCCCUCAAACUCACGAGAAUUACAACGAUAUGGCCAUUCUGGAAAGAAGGCUUCUGAACGAUUUCCCCGAGAUAAUGAAGAGCCAGAACUUCUUUGCAAACCCAUCGGACUACGAAAGGGAGUACUUUGGAAUAAUUGAAGACGACCAUAUCCCCUUCCUAAGAUCAAGAGUGCCAGUUCUACACCUGAUUCCAAGUAGGUUCCCCGAAACAUGGCAUACAAUCAAUGACGACUUCCUCCACGUUGAUAUCAAUUCUAUCAAGAGGUGGAACUACCUCAUGGCGGCCUUCAUCAUUGAAUAUCUAGAAUUGCCCGUAUAAACUAAGACAUCACUCUGUGCUAAUGUGU
This is a messenger RNA of Williopsis jadinii, 1061 nucleotides long. RefSeq lists its product as uncharacterized. The record is from RefSeq and is a predicted model, not a curated record. The coding region runs from base 53 to 1033 and encodes 326 amino acids. The transcript has a single exon. Lineage: Eukaryota; Fungi; Ascomycota; Saccharomycetes; Phaffomycetales; Wickerhamomycetaceae. Gene Ontology annotation, molecular function: zinc ion binding; glutaminyl-peptide cyclotransferase activity.